Molecule: messenger RNA, 216 nt
Organism: Brenthis ino (lesser marbled fritillary)
Lineage: Eukaryota; Metazoa; Arthropoda; Insecta; Lepidoptera; Nymphalidae
Source: the annotation of a GenBank genome assembly
AUGAUUCGCAGGCCUUUAACGGAAAUAACAUUAAAGCUCGAUGAUUUACAAGAAUAUGAAGCCUUUAGACGAGAUCAAGCUAAUAAUUCAGCCAUAAGUAAUGAAAUGCAGGAAGAUACACCUAAGUCUUUAGCUGGAGGGACAAAAACUACAGAAGAAAUACAUAACAGAAUCGGCUAUGCUCCUAAAAAAAAGCCAAGUGGACCAAGUACAGUU